Molecule: messenger RNA, 813 nt
Organism: Menidia menidia (Atlantic silverside)
Lineage: Eukaryota; Metazoa; Chordata; Actinopteri; Atheriniformes; Atherinopsidae
Source: the annotation of a GenBank genome assembly
AUGGGAGCGCACUUAUCCAAGACGGCUGGGAGGGCUGAGAUAGCCGCCGAGAAGCCCGGAGAGGCGGCCGCCUCCCCGGCCAAGAGCAACGGACAGGAGAACGGGCACGUGAAAGCGAACGGAGACGCCUCCCCCGCGGCCACCGAGAACGGCAAAGAGGAGCCGCAGGCCAACGGCACCGCCGCGGCCGAGGGGAGCCCCGAGGCCGGGCAGGGGGAGAAGGAGGCGGCCAACGGGGAGCCGGUAGAGGCUUCCCCGGCCCCGCCUGAGGCCGAGGCCGCGGACAAGCCCGAGGAGGCCGCGGCGCCCUCCGCCAGCACCGAGACGCCCAAGAAGAAGAAGAAGAAGUUCUCCUUCAAGAAGUCCUUCAAGCUGAGUGGAAUUUCGUUCAAGAAGACCAAGAAGGAGACGGGCGACGGCGUGGAGGAGAAGGAGGAGGAGGAGGUGGCGGCUUCCACAGAGCAGGAAAAGGCAGAGGGCUCGGAGGAACCCGCGGCCCCCGGAGAGGAGGCCAAGCCCGGAGAGGUGGAGGCCAAGGAGGAGGUAGAGGCUAAGGAGGAGGUAGAGGCCAAGGAGGAGCAGGCAGCAGGGCCCCCGACAUCUGAGAAGCCCCCGGAGGAGGUCGCAGUCAAAGAGGAGCCCAAGGUGGAGGAGAAGCUGGCUGCACCCUCAGAGGAGGCGCCCAAGAAAGAGGAGCCUUCACCGGAGGCCCCCGCAUCCGUGGAGGCCCCGGUUUCCGUGGAGACCCCAGCUUCUGUAGAGGCCCCAGAAUCCGUGGAGGCCCCGGUUUCUGUGGAGGCCCCGGCCGAGUGA